AGAGCAGCCAAGAGCCAGCAAUUAGUUCCUUCGACUUGUCAUUGGACUUCGGUGGCGGCAGUCUGUUUUUUUUUUCUUUUUCUUUUUUGGGCGGUGCCGUGUACAGGAGGCCCGGGCAAUUGUACUUGAUUUCCCGCCCAACAGCCGCGCGCGCCGAAGUGCGGCGACAUCUCUCGCGCCGUGGAUUCUGUAGUAAACUAGUGGAAUACUCCCCACUUGCGGUGCGAACGAACACCCAAAGCGCCUCAAAUGCUUCUACUGUUUGCGGGUCAAACACAUCGGGUGGGCCGUUCGUCACGUGA
Trypanosoma conorhini is the source of this 302-nucleotide messenger RNA. RefSeq lists its product as uncharacterized. The annotation marks the transcript as partial. The record is from RefSeq and is a predicted model, not a curated record. The transcript has a single exon. NCBI's taxonomy places the organism in Eukaryota, Euglenozoa, Kinetoplastea, Trypanosomatida, Trypanosomatidae.